UAUAUAUAAGUAGUAAAAAUUUCAAACAAAAAGUUUUCCCACCCCAUCUCAUUCCCAUCUUCAAUAUCUUUUCCCAAAAGUAAGCACCUUAAAUAAUUUCUGAAGAUUUCUUGCAUAUAUCAGCAUUUUAUCCAUAUAUAUGGACAUUAUGAUUUCUUAUUUAGACAAAAGAGGGGAGUGUGUAUCAUCGAGGGUCAAGGAACUUGGAUUUUUAUGAUGUUGGCAUUGGUGAACCACAUAGUAUUUUAAAUAGGAAAACAUAACAGUCAAUUUUUAAUAUUAUCCCACAGACUUUUAAAGAGGUUAUACUCUUAGCGCAUAGCAGCAGGUGCUCAAAAAAUAUUUAUGGAAUGAAUGAACUUUUAAAAACACAUUGUGAGUACAUUAAGGUCAAGUUACCAGGCUAUUUCUUUACUGUUCACAAACAGCCAGGACCUUUAGGCCAUUCAGAGACCUAGUUUCAAGGCUAAGAUAACCUAGAGGAGGGAAAUUUUAAGAUGGAAGAGUGUCUCAGCUCUGGCCAAGGUGGAAAAGGAAUGGAAAUAACUUUGAGUGCACACCUACAGGGUGCCCAGUAUACAUCGCCUCAUGGAGUCCUUGUACCCAUCUGGCCAGUUAGGGAUUAGCUCCAUUAUUAGGGUGAGGAAAGUGAAGCUCAUGACUUGAAGUGACUUGUCCAUAGUCACACAGCAAGAAAGAGGCUUCAGGUCUCCCCUGCGUGCACUCUUACAUCCUCAGAUCCAUUCUCCAGAUAGCAACCAGAGGGAUCUUUUUAAAACACAAAACAGAUGGCUUCAACUUCUUGCUUAAAACUCUCCAGUGGCUUCCCCUGGCUCUUAGGGUAAAAUCCAAGCUUCUCACUAGGCCCACGGGGCCCAGUGCAUCUGGCCUUGCCUCAUUCCCACUGCUCUUUCCCCUUGUUCGCUACACCAGCACCACUCAGGCUUGGUUAUUUUUUUUCUAAUGCACCAAGCUCAUUCCUACAUUAUGGCCUUUACACCUGCUGUUUCUUCUUUUUGGAACACUCUACUCACUUACCCCUUGCUCGACAUGUGGCUGUCUCCUUCUCAUCCCUUAGUUCUUAGCUUUAAAAGUCACCUCCACUAAGAAGCCUUGCCUCAUUUCCCCAGCUAAGCAGCCCCCAAUUCACACUGUCAUUCUCCAUCAUUUCAUUCUUCUUUUUCUUCAUAGCACCUGCCACAACUUGUAAUGAUUUAUCUGUUUACUUGUUCAUUACCUUUUUCUUCCACUGGUCUGUGAACCCCACGGGGGCAGGAACUGUCUGUUCCUUUUCCCUAGCGUCUAGCAUAGAGCCAGACACAUGGCAGGCCCUCCGUAUUUGUUGAAUGAAUGAAUGGAUAACCCAAGGAAGGUUGGAAGCCAGAGACUGUCCGCUUAGUUUAGGUAGCUGCCUCCUUGCACAGAAGGCUGGGGCCCCAGCUAGGGCAGGAUCUGGUUUCCAGGGAGGGUCCAACUCCCGCCUCUCCAGGAAGUGUUCUCAGCCCUGGGUCCUGGGUCCCGGGAAAAUUGGCCUUGGGGCGGGAAUCCAGCUGGCCCUGCUGCCCAGCUGGGCGUCCCUGUCUUCCCAGCCCGAUGCCCUGGGGUGUGUCGGGAGACGCUGAAAGACCCGGACUCCUUCCUGAAGUCGGCAAGGCUGCAGCGGCUGCCGUCGUCCUCCUCGGAGAUGGGCAGCCAGGACGGGUCGCCUUUGAGGGAGACGCGCAAAGACCCGUUCUCCGCGGCAGCGGCGGAGUGCUCCUGCCGCCAGGACGGGCUCACGGUCAUCGUCACAGCCUGCCUCACCUUUGCCACGGGUGUCACUGUGGCGCUCGUCAUGCAGAUCUACUUCGGGGACCCUCAGAUCUUCCACCAGGGUGCCGUGGUGACCGAUGCGGCCCGUUGCACAUCACUCGGCAUCGAAGUGCUCGGUAAACAAGGAUCUUCUGUGGAUGCGGCUGUGGCAGCAGCCCUGUGUUUGGGGAUUGUGGCACCACACAGCUCUGGCCUGGGCGGUGGGGGCGUGAUGCUGAUACAUGACAUCCGACGAAAUGAGAGCCACCUAAUUGAUUUCCGGGAGUCUGCACCAGGGGCUCUCAGGGAAGAGGCCUUGCAGAGAUCCUGGGAGACCAAGGUGGGGGCCCUGCCCCCCAUCCCUGGCUUGGGGCUCUGCAGAGUUCAGCCCAGCCCCCCCCUUCCAGUGACCUGGUCUCCUCUCUCCCUCGCCUGCCCGCCUUGCCCAGCCUGGGCUCUUGGUGGGGGUCCCCGGAAUGGUGAAGGGGCUACACGAAGCUCACCAGCUCUAUGGCAGGACCUCCUCCACCCCCUGCUCUCCGGCCCCCCCAGGCUGCCAUGGUCCCAAGUCCUGGCCUUCGCAGCAGCUGUGGCCCAAGAUGGCUUCAACGUGACCCAUGAUCUAGCCCGCGCCCUGGCUGAACAGCCACCUCCCAAUGCUUCGGAGCGCUUCCAAGAGAUGUUCCUGCCUUCAGGCCACCCGCCACUACCUGGUUCACUGCUGCGUCGGCCUGACCUGGCCUCGGUGCUGGAUACACUCGGCACCUCCGGCCCUGCUGCCUUCUACGCCGGUGGCAACCUCACGCUAGAGAUGGUGGCUGAGGCUCAGCACGCAGGGGGUGUCAUAACUGAGGAGGACUUCAGCAACUACAGUGCCCUCGUGGAGAAGCCCGUGUGUGGCGUGUACAGAGGCCACCUAGUUCUCAGUCCCCCACCCCCGCACACGGGCCCUGCCCUCAUCAGUGCUCUCAACAUCCUCGAGGGCUUCAAUCUAACCAGCCUGGUGUCCCGGGAACAGGCUCUUCACUGGGUGGCAGAGACCCUGAAGAUCGCAUUAGCCCUGGCCAGCAGACUGGGAGAUCCCGUCUACGAUUCUACCAUCACCGAGAGCAUGGAUGACAUGCUCAGCAAGGUGGAGGCUGCCUACCUCCGGGGCCACAUCAAUGACUCCCAGGCGGCCCCUGCCCCCCUCCUGCCUGUCUACGAGCUGGACGGGGCUCCCACUGCUGCCCAGGUGCUGAUCAUGGGCCCUGAUGACUUCAUUGUGGCCAUGGUCAGCUCCCUGAACCGACCCUUUGGCAGCGGCCUCAUCACCCCCUCAGGGAUCCUGCUCAACAGCCAGAUGUUGGACUUCUCCUGGCCCAACAGGACUGCUAACCACUCCGCGCCCAGCCUGGAGAACUCGGUGCAGCCAGGGAAGCGGCCAUUGUCUUUCCUGCUGCCCACUGUGGUCCGGCCAGCGGAGGGGCUCUGUGGGACCUACCUCGCCCUGGGAGCCAAUGGAGCUGCCCGGGGCCUCAGCGGCCUGACCCAGGUUCUGCUGAAUGUCCUGACCUUAAACCGGAACCUGAGUGACAGCCUGGCCCGUGGCCGCCUGCACCCGGACCUGCAGUCCAACCUCCUGCAGGUGGACAGUGAGUUCACAGAGGAAGAGAUUGAGUUCCUGGAAGCCAGGGGUCACCAUGUGGAGAAGGUAGAUGUCUUAUCCUGGGUCCAUGGCAGCCGGAGAACCAACAACUUCAUCAUCGGUGUGAAGGAUCCUCGGAGCCCAGAUGCAGCUGGAGCCACCAUCCUGUAGAGCAGUGGGGUGGGGUGGGAGUCUCUGCUCCCCCCCUUUGCAUGUUCCUAGAGUCCCUCCUUCUCCCAGGUUUGGUCUCAGGUGGACCCCAGGGAUGCCCCAGCUCAGGGGCCAGAGGGGAUGCUUAGCAAACCCUAUCCCAGAGUAACUGGAAAAUUCUCCAUCUGGAGGCUGGUGGUGGUGGUAGUGGUGGUAGUGGUGGUGGUGAAUGUCAGUGUCCACAACCAGGCAGGCGGGACCUUGAGGAGUCAGACUAUCUGUCUGUCUGCCUCCUUUCCCUCAGCCACGCUGGCCCUGAGCUUAGGGAUGUGCUUGCAAAUCCUUCUCAAGGGUCCUCACAACCCCAGCAUCUCCAGUCUGGCCUGACCUUGGCCUCAUCUUCCAGCUCCCUU
Equus caballus (horse) is the source of this 3981-nucleotide messenger RNA. Lineage: Eukaryota; Metazoa; Chordata; Mammalia; Perissodactyla; Equidae. The record is from RefSeq and is a predicted model, not a curated record.